UAGAAGAAGAAGAAAAAUAAAGGAAAAGAGGACUGUUUUUACUCUGGCACUACUGUCAUCUCUUUUCCUCACAUCGUAACUAAACGUGGCUCGACCCGGUUUCUUUAAAGAACCGGUUUGUUGGACGUAACCAAGCUGUAUACUUCUUCGUCAGAUCCUUAUCAAAGAUCCAGGACGUUUCGUGUGGUGUGGGACAAGUUACAUACAGCAAAGUAAUGGGCACCACGGAGAAGCAAUUUCACCUGAACACACCACUGGUUGAAAGUGUCUGCAUGUCCAAACUAGUAGGAACAACUGUUUACUUAAAGAUGGAAAAUUCCCAGCCCUCUGGCUCCUUUAAAAUCCGUGGUAUUGGACAUCUCUGCCAGCAGGUUGCUGGAGAAUUAAAAGGAGUUGUCUGCUCUUCAGGUGGAAAUGCAGGUAUGGCUGCAGCCUACGUAGCCCGGAAAAUGGGUGUACCAGCCACCAUUGUGGUUCCUUCCUCUUCUCCGCAGCUGGUUGUUCAGAGACUCCAGGAUCAGGGUGCUACAGUCAAGAUUACAGGCAAGGUUUGGGAUGAUGCCAAUGCAGAGGCACUAAGGCUGGCUAAAACUGAAGAAUUAACUUAUGUUCCUCCAUUUGAUCAUCCUCUGCUCUGGCAGGGCCACGCCAGUAUGAUCACAGAGGUUGCUGUCUCUCUUGGUCCGAAUAUGAAGCCUGGAGCUGUGCUUGUAUCUGUGGGGGGAGGCGGCCUUCUCUGUGGAGUGAUCCAGGGCCUGAAGGAUGUAGGCUGGACAGAUGUGCCAAUCAUCGCCAUGGAAACUGAGGGGGCAGACUGUUUCAAUGCUGCAGUGAAGGCGGGGAGGGUUAUCACUCUGGAUGACAUCACUAGUGAAGCUAAAUGUCUUGGAGCAAGAACUGUUUGCAAGAAGGCUUUUGAAUACAGCCAAUGCAGUGACUUUACAAUCAUUUCAGAGCUUGUAACUGACCAACAGGCUCUUCUGGCUGUCGAAACAUUCCUAGAUGAGGAGCGUGUUUUGGUGGAGAUGGCCUGUGGAGCAGCACUGGCAGCUGUCUACAGUGGACUUAUUCAAAGACUACAGGGUGAAGGUCGGCUUCCAACUCCCUUGGGCUCCCUGCUUGUGAUAGUGUGCGGUGGCAGCAGUAUUGACAUGAAGCAACUCACCCACCUCAAACUCAAACUGCAGACUUAAACUACUGUAUUUGUGCAAAUGUGUGUGUACAGCAUUGUUUUGUGAGUGAUUGGCCAAUGCUGAAUUGGCUGGAAUGAUCUUGUGAAGGUAUUCAUGCUUUUUCUUUUAAUAUUGGUCUUUAAUUUUUAAGUUAAAGUAUCAAAAAGAAAUACAUUUUCUUUGAAAACCAAAAAUGCAUUUCUUCAUGCACACCAAACUAACAGAAUGCAUUUACUGGGCUUCCCCUAUGUUGCAGUUCACCUUUAAGAAAUACAUGGAUCAUUAACACAGAGUCUUGGGCUGCUUGAAAUUCCCUUAAUUUACCUGCUUUGUCUAUCCUGAACACUUUUCCUUAACCCCAUUGUGAAAUGUUAUGAAGUAAAAGAAUUGUGUGGUGGAAGAUCUAUGCACAUUGUGGUACUCAGGAAAUCUGACUGCACUUAUACUGGUCGGAUGUUACUAAUCUCGUGUGUCUGCUGUAUAAAAACUGCAAUCUAUUGCU
This is a messenger RNA of Labrus mixtus (cuckoo wrasse), 1674 nucleotides long. It is a transcript of the gene sdsl, whose product is annotated as serine dehydratase-like. Gene Ontology annotation, molecular function: L-serine ammonia-lyase activity; threonine deaminase activity; pyridoxal phosphate binding. Bases 216 to 1193 code for a protein of 325 amino acids. Gene Ontology annotation, biological process: L-serine catabolic process; L-threonine catabolic process. NCBI's taxonomy places the organism in Eukaryota, Metazoa, Chordata, Actinopteri, Labriformes, Labridae. The transcript has 9 exons. The record is from RefSeq and is a predicted model, not a curated record.